AUAAAAAGAGAAAUUUUGUUUGACUUCAAGAGGCCCUCAGUAUAUGAAAAAGAAGUUGAGACUGGUGGGAGGAAUGAUUACUUCUGGUUCCAAAACACUUGGUAGAAGGAAAUGUCAUUUCCUCCAGUUUCUUCCAGCCUCUGGUAUAAAGUGAUCAAAUAGUAAAUCCAGAAAUUACGAUUACUCAUGUGUUCAUAGUCUGUUGUGUCACUCCAACCAUGAGACUCAUCUUUCAAGCGUGUUCAAUGAUCAUCACACUGGGCAACCUUGUGGCUUCUCAAGCACAGUCUUCUGGUUUGGAAGAUGCCAUCAAGACCAAAAUAAUCAAUUUCAAUAAUGAGAAGAUGCAGAUCACAUGGGCAGCAAGAGAGCUUUUUCGCAAUGAGAAUGUGUCAUUUUCUUACACAUUUGAUGAAGGCAAGCACAAAGUUUGGAAGCCAUGUCCCACGUAUUUAUUGGAUCAAGAUUAUAAUUUUGGGUGUCUUUUUAAGACAGAAGGACCCACCCUUGCCAUCUCUAUUAGGAACAGCAACGGAAGUGGAGAGUUUUUUUCUAAAAAAUUAAAAUCUGAUUUUUAUAUAAAGCCCAAUCCACCAGAAAAUGUGACCUUCUUCUGGAAAGAGGACACAGUUACUGUGAGCUGUAAUAAACCAGAGAGAGCUGUGAAGUGCUUGAGACUUGAGCUUCAAUACAAAAGCACGUUUGACAAAGAGUGGCAAUCCAGAACUUCCAGAUGUUGCCGUGUUGGAGAUCAAGGCUUUGAUUCAAGGAAAUGCUAUUCUUUCCGGGUCAGACUGAAGAGACUAGUACCCCACUGCAACGUAGUUAAUUACAGCAGUGACUGGGAAGCAGAAACAUUUUGGAAGAAUGGCACGUUAUUAGAUUCAUGUGAUGAUGAUAGAACAUCUCAGUCAAACACAGUAAUAGUUUUAAGUUGCUUGCUGGCAGUACUUCUGAUGAUGAUUAUCCUCCUGAUUCUUCUGUGUAAGCGGCAGAGGCUUCAGAUGUCAGUCAUGCCUGCUAUACCAGAUCCAAAAUACAUAUUUGCUGAUCUCUUAAAUGAUCAUAAUGGAAACUUCCAGGAAUGGCUAGACAAAACUGAUCAUGUGGUGCUUCAAACCAAGCUAGAAUAUGAAGAGCCAGAGUGCAUCACUGAGGCAGAAAGCCAACAAGAAGAUGAAAAGAACAGUGGCAAACAGGGGCCUUAGGAAAAAAUCUUCACUUUUUCAGGAAUGGCUGAAAAUAGUGACCUCAAAGCAGCUCAGAUUACCUGCCUGAUACCAGCAUCCAACACUAUAGCUUCUUUUGCUGGCUUUCAUAUUUUAAUGAAUGAUGACAUGUAUGUGACUUUAUAAAAUCUGCACAAUGCAGAAGGUGUUAGGAAAUUACAUAAAAGAUCCUGUUGAGUUUAGGGGAGUGACUGAAUAGAAAAGAUCAUUAUGAUAAGAUUCACUUCAACAAAGGCACUGGGCUGUGUUAUCUCUUGGAUCUGGACUUUCCCAACAAUUCUGAUAACUUGGGCAGACUCAGUGUUUGAAGCAAACUCCUGAUAAUUUAU
Molecule: messenger RNA, 1558 nt
Organism: Manacus vitellinus (golden-collared manakin)
Lineage: Eukaryota; Metazoa; Chordata; Aves; Passeriformes; Pipridae
Gene: CRLF2
Product: cytokine receptor like factor 2
Exons: 9
Coding region: 219-1208 (329 amino acids)
Biological process (GO): cytokine-mediated signaling pathway
Cellular component (GO): external side of plasma membrane
Molecular function (GO): cytokine receptor activity; protein binding
Source: RefSeq, a predicted model, not a curated record